UUUUGAUAACUCCUUAAUAUCUCUUAUAGUUAUAUUGUCAAUUAGUAAGACACAUACAAAACCAAUUAUAUACAACAAAAGUAGGAACAACAGCACUCCGAUUAUAAUUUUCAUACAAAGUUUCCAGUUGCAACCUCUACGGCCGCCACUUCUACUGCUGUGGUGGCUGCCGGUACCAUCGCUGGCGCUGUCGUUGCCACCGCGUGUUUUAGAUUUAAAUAAUGUUCUUUUACUUUCAGGAACCUUAUCACAGUCUGGAAAACGUGUACAUGACAUCUUGAUUCAAUCAAGACACCUAAUUAAUAAUAUAAUAAUGGAUACAAAGUUUAAAUGUUUUGUACUGUUAUUGUAUUUAUAUUGAAUGUCAAAGGAGAAUGCCAAAAUACGGCUUGUCACGAAGCUUGUCACCGACAAUGAAUUCAUUAUAAUACCUAUUUAUAUUUUAUUAUACAGUAAGUAUUAUCUUCCUAAAUUGAACCUUAUUAAUAACUAUGGAGUAACCUCGGAUUUACAAUACAUUCUUUACUCUGAACUUAUUAUUAUAUAUAUAACUUAUUAUAUUCUUUGUUCUGGCAACACACUUAUUUUAAAAGUAAAAAGAAGAACUAUUGAAUGUAAUCGAAAAAGAAAUAAAUGACAGAACUAUCAACCUGACAUAAGCGUGUCAUCACAAGACGCUGUUUGAUAAUACUAAUUUUUAUAAUAUUAUUCAAUAUUCAAAAUGAUCCAAAAACGCGUUCGCCCCAUAAACUGGGUCGAAGAAUAAAAGCAGUUAUUUCGUGUCUUUUACAAAGAACAUGCGCAAGUUAUUGAAAAUAAAUCGCUAGAUACCAACACGAACAGGACAAAAGCAUGGGAGCAAGUUCACACAACGUGGCCAAACGAAAAAUAAAUUUAAAUAAUGUCAUGUCGGCGCACCUCGUCGAGCAACUACGACGGCCACCGAAGGGAGUGCUGCGGAGGCCGGGGGGAAGGCCCCGGCUGGCGAGCCCGCGGCCGCCCUCACCGCGCACUUCACUCAUCACUUCACUCAUCUCAUCACUUCACUCAUCACCGCGCUUGAAUACGGGCACUUACUUGUCUUCUUGUUUUAUUCGACCAUUUAAAUUAAUGUAAUUCUUAACGGCAUUAAAGCCUAUGUUUAUAAAUACAGUCCACAAGUUUUAUUUAUAAGGUCCCGUUAGGGCUCCUACAGUUUGGUCCUUCGAUCGUCCAAAUUAACGCCAGUCGUGUCGUUAAAAUUCGUCGAUUUCGCAUCGUCAUUUUCAACGGUCAACGGUCAUCGCCGAUGCCGCGUGGAACUUCACCGUGGCCACCGAAAACCGAACAUUGAAGACAAAGGAGUCGUCCCCGUGCAGCGUACUUGUCCUUGGAAGGAGCUGAAGUCAUUUUCUGGGAGUAUAACUACUUAUUUGAGUGAGACGUUCCAAUAAGUUACUUUUUCCCAAUUUUUCUUAGUGAAUAAUCGUUUUUUUUUUUCACUUAUUUCAUUGAGCAAGUACAUUUCUCCCUUCACUAGUUAUUUCUUGCUAAUAGUGCUUUAACGUAGUGUUUUAUUUCAACACUUCUUCAUUAUUCCGUAAUUUGUAGUAACAUAAUUGCGCGCACGCAAAUCACCGUUACACAGGUGUUAACGCGACCUUGAUCGAUCUCUGCAUUAGAACCGGUCCCUUUUGUUUGCGCACAGCUGCUUUGCCAUUUUUUCAAUAAGAAGCUCAUUAUUACUAUCUAUCGCCUUACUGCAAAACAUGUGUGAUUUUUUCUUUGUUAAUUGCACUUCAAAAUGGCGGACACUUUAAAGACUUUGCUUAGGAAACGUAGUUCGCUAAAAUCAAAGCUUACAAUUUACAGUAACUAUCUAAGUUUAAUUAAAAGUAGUGCACAGAUAUCUGGGUUGCAACGAUUGGACCUGCAGGAACGUUUUAAUAAGUUCGAUUCCUUACAUAGCCAAUUUGAUGAAUUGCAGACAGAAAUCGAAUUGCUUGCCGACGAUGCUGAGACUGCUUUCGUGGAACGUGAGGACUUCGACCGCCAGUUCUUCAAUGUGGUGGCACUCACGCGCAGCCUGCUCGGUUCUUCGGUCAACGGUGCUGGUUCUGAGGCGGGCUUCAAAGAUGCUGACUCAGGUGCACAUGUUUCUAAUAGCUUUGUUCGUUUGCCAAAGAUUGAUUUGCCUCAUUUUGAUGGGAACUACCAAUGCUGGCUCGAGUUCCGUGACACGUUUACGUCAUUAAUUCACGAUAACGCUAGUAUAAAUAACAUCAAUAAAUUUCAUUAUUUGCGUGCUUCGUUACAGGGCACUGCAGCCUCUUUAAUCAAAAAUAUUGAAUUUAGAAGUGAUCAUUAUAUGAUUGCUUGGGACUUGUUGUGCGAGCGGUACAACAAUGAGUACCUGCUUGUGGCUAAUCAUUUGCAAGCUUUAUUUUUCGAUGUCAAGUCCAUAAUUAAGGAAUCUAGUGUCUCGAUUAGAAGUCUUGUUGAUGUUAUUAAUAAAAAUAUUCGGGCACUAGCAAAUUUAAAAAGGCCCACUCAGCAUUGGGAUGACAUCAUAAUUUUUGUAAUGGUUAAAAAGCUAGAUUUAAUUACAAGUCGUGAAUGGGAGGAAUACAGGAAUAACAAUAUAGAAGGUUAUCCAACAAUUACUCAAUUUUGUUCUUUUCUAAACAGGAAAGCAGACUGGUUGGAAUCUGUGGAAUGUAACGUAAUUAAUAAUAUUCAGGAUAGUAAUAUUGUUGCCUUGAAUAGUAAUAUUAAAUUAAAUAAAAAUAAUUCUUCUAAGCCUCAAAAUUUUAAUCAAAUUAAUAAAAAUAGUAAAUGUCCACUUUGCUCCCAAGUACAUACUUUGUAUAAAUGUGAAUCUUUUAGAAAGUUAUCUAUAGAAAAUCGCAUACAAAAGGCAAAAGACUUAACUGUUUGUCUUAACUGCUUACGCAUUGGGCAUUCUGCUAAGCAUUGUAAAUUUUCAAAUUGCAGAUAUUGCAAACUUAAGCACAAUACGCUUUUGCAUUUAGAAUCUAGCGAACCCAAACCACUUUGCCUUCUGCACUGCUUUCUGCAUCGCCAUCCACUUCAGAUGUUGCGCUUUCAGCAAAUUCUAUGCAGCUUGCUACCUCUUCGCAUGUUUUCCUGUCCACAGCUUUGGUGAACGUGACCAGUGCGACGGGUAAGAAGUACACUGCGCGCCUACUGCUGGACAACGGCAGUACGGCGAACUUUGUCACGCAGAGUUUAGCGGAGAAACUGGGUUUGUCACAACGCGGUAUGAGCACCAAGGUAACGGGUAUCAAUAAUCACGUAUCCACCAGUACACAGUCUUGUCACCUCUCAAUGGAGUCUUGAUGCUGUGCCUUCUCUGUAGAUAUUGAUUGCCACGUUCUACCUGAGAUCACAAAGGUCCUGCCGUCUUCAUUCGUGAACGUUAAACAUUUACCUCUACCUUCAGGCCUUACAUUGGCAGACCCGAACUUUAACGUUCCGUCGGCUGUCGAUAUCCUAGUAGGGGCUGAAGUAUUUUGGAAUGUCAUAGGGUCAAACACGAUAGACUUAGGAAAAAAUCUACCUAAAUUGUGCGAAACUAAAUUUGGAUGGCUUGUAUCUGGUAGUAUUUCGCAUCAAUCUAGUUAUCUUUCCUCUGCUUCUACUAAUUUUUGCCAUCAUUCCAGCGUCACUCCCGACUUAACUCAAUUUUGGGAGCUUGACCAUGUCUCAUCUAAACAUUCACUCUCUCUUGAAGAGAGAAUGUGUGAACAACAUUUUGCUGAAACCACCGUCCGUAAUAGUGAUGGCGCGUUUGUUGUUAAAAUGCCUUUGAAAGGAGAUCCAAGCUCUCUAGGACAUUCUUAUGUUAAUGCUAGGAAUCGUUUUCUAUCCCUAGAGCGGCGAUUUAAGCGUGAUCCUUCCUUCCAUAGUAAAUAUUGUGAUUUCUUGCGAGAGUACGAGCGCUUAGGUCAUAUGACACUAGACUCGGACUGUUCUCCUUCACCUGAAAACUCUAUGACAAAAUAUUUCAUUCCACAUCAUGGAGUCAUUAGGGAUUCUAGCACCACUACUCAACUACGCGUAAUCUUCGACGCAUCAGCCCCUACAAGUACGGGAGUGUCGCUCAACGACAUUCAGAUGGUCGGUCCGGUAGUACAAGACGAUCUAUUCUCUAUUUUGAUACGUUUUCGUCAGCACAGGUACGUGGUCUCAGGUGACGUGGAGAAGAUGUAUAGAGCUAUCCAGCUCAGUCCAGAUCAACGCUCUCUUCAAAAAAUCAUUUUUCGUUUUGAUCCAUCAGAACCUCUUAGAUCUUACACGUUAAAUACAGUGACCUACGGUACUGCGUCUGCUCCCUAUUUAGCCACUAAGUGUUUGGUAAGUUUGGCCGAUAACAUUGAGGAUAGUCGGGUAGAGUCCGCCAUACGGCGAGAUUUCUACAUCGACGAUUAUUUAAGUGGGGGGAGCACCAUAACUGAAACUGUAGAAAUAGCAAAAAAGGUAAAAUCGGUUCUAUCUUCGGCUAAAUUUAAUUUACGCAAGUGGCGAUCAAAUAAUAUAGAAAUUUUAAAACAAAUUAAUACAUAUAUAGUAACAGAUAAUGAUUCUAUUAAUACACUACAAUUUUCUGAGCAUGGUCUUAGUCCAGUUCAAUCUAAAACUCUAGGACUCAAUUGGGUUUGUGACUCUGAUUCACUCACACAAUAAAUAUAACGUAAUAAAGUCACUAAACGUCAUGUCCUCUCUGUUAUCAGUCAGAUUUUUGAGCCACUGGGCCUCGUAGGUCCAUGCGUUGUCGAAGCCAAAAUUCUUAUGCAGCGUCUUUGGCUGAAUAAAUACGACUGGGAUGACGCAGUAUCGCUCGAGGUGAGAGACGCUUGGUUUUUGUUUGAGAACACAAUAACGGCUUUAAAUUAUUUAAAGAUUCCUCGUUGGGUUUUGCAUGAAGACUCUAUUGCACACGAAGUACAUGUUUUUACUGACGCGUCCGAAAAGGCAUACGGCGCUUGUGUGUAUAUUCGGUCAUGUAAUAGUGUUGGAGCCACAGGUGUACAACUUCUAGUUUCUAGAAAUCGUGUAGCGCCCAUCAAACCUACUACCAUCCCGAGGCUUGAACUUUGUGGAGCCUUGUUAGGUGCAAGGCUGUGUACUAAGGUUCAGGAAUCUCUCACCAUUCCCAUUCACAAGUGUAGAUUCUGGUGUGACUCCACUAUAGUAUUGGGUUGGCUCUCUACUCCUUCUAACCAGUUAAAACCCUUUGUUAGAAACAGAGUUAAUGAAAUACAGGAGAGCACAUGUGGUCAUACCUGGAGCUACGUACCGUCGAAGGACAACCCGGCUGAUCUUGUUUCUCGUGGUCUACGUUGAUAUAGUAUAGUAACAUUGUUUUAUUCGACCAUUUAAAUUAAUGUAAUUCUUAACGGCAUUAAAGCCUAUGUUUAUAUAUA
Spodoptera frugiperda (fall armyworm) is the source of this 5426-nucleotide messenger RNA. RefSeq lists its product as uncharacterized. The transcript is spliced from 3 exons. NCBI's taxonomy places the organism in Eukaryota, Metazoa, Arthropoda, Insecta, Lepidoptera, Noctuidae. Bases 1784 to 3145 code for a protein of 453 amino acids. The record is from RefSeq and is a predicted model, not a curated record.